Malaclemys terrapin pileata is the source of this 1898-nucleotide messenger RNA. Its product is annotated as gastrula zinc finger protein XlCGF52.1-like. Gene Ontology annotation, molecular function: DNA-binding transcription factor activity, RNA polymerase II-specific; RNA polymerase II cis-regulatory region sequence-specific DNA binding. Lineage: Eukaryota; Metazoa; Chordata; Testudines; Emydidae. The coding region runs from base 1 to 1101 and encodes 366 amino acids. The record is from RefSeq and is a predicted model, not a curated record. Gene Ontology annotation, biological process: regulation of transcription by RNA polymerase II. The transcript has a single exon.
AUGAACGGAGCUGAGGAGCAGCACCCGGAGGAGGGGCCUGAGACCCCGGAUCUGCAAACAAUGCCACCAGGAGAUGGUGAAGAGACAGUUUUCCAGAGCUCAAGCCAAGGAAGAACCUACAAGAGACGGCGCAAGUUGCAAACCCCCAAGAGAAUCCCAGCAGAGAAGGAGCCGGACAGUCCAAGGGAGAGCGAAAAGGGCUCCAGGAAGCACGCGGUGUCCUCUUCAAAGGUGGGAGCCAAGGCCCGUGGGAAGGUGCCCAGCUGCUCGGCCUGUGAGCAGAGCUUGAAGGGGAAAAUCUUCUUCCAAAGCCUGGGCAGGUUUCAUGGUCAGAAGAAGUCGCAUGAAUGUUGGGAAUGUGGGAAAACCUUCCUGCGGAAGAAGGAUCUGGCCAGACAUCAGGGAGUCCAUACCGGAGACAGAUUCUACAGCUGCCUGGACUGCAGGAGAAGCUUCAGCCAAAUGGCAGGGCUUACGAGACACCAGAAGACGCACUUGGGGGAUCGACCCUUUCCCUGCAUGGACUGCGGGAAAAGCUUCUGCCUGAGACAAGAGCUUAUGAGCCACCAGAGAACCCACACAGGAGAGAGACCCUUCCUGUGCUCCCAGUGCGAGAAGGGAUUUAGCCAGCUGGCGCAUCUCGCCACCCACCAGAGAACCCAUGCGGCGGAGAGGCCCUACCCCUGCGGCACCUGUGAGAAACGCUUCAAGCAGAGCCAAGACCUCCGAAAGCACCAGCGCACCCACACGGGAGAGCGACCCUACCCCUGCACUGAGUGCGGGAAAUGCUUCAGCCACGUGUCGAACCUCAACGCCCACCGGAAGGUGCACACGGGCGCCAGACCCCACACCUGCAAGGAGUGUGGGAAAGGCUUCCGCAAGAGGCAGGAUCUUCUGCGACACGGGAGGAUCCACACGGGAGAAAGCCCCUUUGCCUGCAGCCACUGUGAGAAGAGCUUCCGGCAGAAGAAGGAUUUGAACAGACAUCGGAGCAUCCACACGGGCGAGAGGCCCCACCCCUGUCUCGAAUGUGGGAAAAGCUUCCGGCUCAAGCACGCUCUGGUGCGACACCAGGCAACCCACCCACGGCUCAGCCCCUAGAAAUGGGACAGCCUCCAGCACCGCAGGGAGUCCUGGGAAGGCAGAGCCUGCAUGGCCCGAUCCUUUCUGCAGCCGACCGGGGAGCACUGACUGCAUGAGGGCCUUUUGACAGUUUCUUUGUGUGUUAGAAGUUUAUAGCUUGUAGUUCAGUACAGGGCGGUUACGGGGAAUAUCAGUCCAGGAUGUACUGGGGCGUUUGACUUUCCUACUCUGAAAAGACAUGGAACAAUAGGGGGAGUUGGGAGGGGAGAUGGGAGAUGGGGGAUAUAGGUAGAUGUCCAUUCUGUGGGUCAAUCCAAAAGUGGUUCUGGGGAUGUGGGGGAAGGGCCCGUGUCAGCCAGGACUCUCAGCGACAGACCGUCUUGGGCAUGGUGUGGGUGCUGCAGGGGUCCGAGCUGAGAACGGUAUUCCGGAGCUGCCAGCCUCUGGUAUUUCAAUGGCUGUUUCUUCCCAGUUGAUUUUACAGACUCGCUCUAACAUUUCCUCUGUUUACUGUUGCGUGGUGGCUGGGUUUUCCCAUUGCCCUGCACCAAGGUUACCUGGUAUAGAGGCGUGUUUUGACCCCAGUCCAAAUGGAUAAUAUGAAUACAGUCAUCUCCCAAUACAGGAGAGGGGGGUCUUAAUCCUGUCCACACCACCAGGGCAGUGAGAACAGGUGCAUGUUUCUCUCUCUUCUAUGAGGGGUGCCCGUUUUCACCCAGGAUUGUACAUCAGGUCUGAGCCACUCCCUGCUGGCGCGUUGUUCAUUGUUGGCAGUUGCCUGAAUAUCAAUUAAAAGAAAGUUGAAAAAAAAUUUG